AUGUCCACCUCGGUACCGUCUAUCAAGAGCACUUAUUUCAAACCGUUUUGCGGCGCUCGUGGCAGAGCCAUGGAGCUCUCGCCGGGGCCCCAAAGCGUCGAACACGGCCAGUCAGGGCCUCUUCCUUUACCCCCCGACAUUGACCCCCGGGCCGUCGAAAUGCAAGGCCGUGUGGGCCCGCCUCCUCCCUCCAAGAAACGAAAACGUGAGCAGGAGGUGGUGGAGCCGCUUGUCAGCCCAUGGCUCGCGACAAUACCCAACACCUCGAUCAUGAGUUUGGAUCAGAGGAUGCAUUGUGAAAUCGCUACCUUCGUGGACUACGUCCAACAGACCGCACAGGAGAGAAUCGCGCGAGAUAAUCUUCUGGCGGUUUUACAGAGGACCUUGCGGUCUCGUUUGCCUGAUGGCGAAAUCAAGGUCCAUGGCAGCGCGGUGACUGGACUGUCUCUUCCUGGCGCAGACCUCGAUCUGGUCAUGGUGACCAAGGAGGAAAUAUCCGCUACUGAAAAGAAACGCGCGUUCUACUUGAUUACUUCGAUGCUGAAGAGCGCACGAAUCUCGGACGACGUGUUCUUCCAAGCUAGAGCCAGAGUACCCAUCGUCAAGUUCAAGACCCUUCCGGAAUACGGGUCUGUGAAUGUUGAUUUGGGGAUCAAUAACACUGACGGAGUCCGUGCGGUCGAGAUCGUCAACGGUUACAUGUCCACCAUGCCAGCUCUUCGGCCGCUCGUUAUGGUCGUGAAGGCCUUUCUCGCGCAACGCGGGUUAAACAAUCCAGCCACAGGCGGAUUGGGCAGCUAUGCUGUAAUUUGCAUGUGCAUUAGCUUUCUUCAGCUGAAUCCCAGUCAUCGACCACAAGAUUAUCUUGAUAAACCUUUGGUAACCGAAUCACUCGGUGCACUGUUGGCCGACUUCCUAUUCUAUUAUGGCCUUCAUUUUCCUUAUACCACGUCAUACAUAUCAGUAACGCUCGGAAAGGUCAUGCUCAAACAGUCGGCUGAUUGGACAGCAAGUAAAAAUCCCGACGCGCUCGUGAUCCAGUGUCUCGUCAAUCCAACUAACGACGUUGGGAGACCGACACGUCAUAUUGAGACUGUCAAAAAGGCUUUCAAGGAAGCAUACGCCCAAAUUCUUCAGCUAUCCAAGGAAGAUGAGAGUCUGCUCACUCCUUUGUUCGCUCUGAAGAAAUCGAUGGUGGACCAGCGUGCGCAUAUUCACUCCCUGGUGGAUUCGGGAAAACUCGCCACCGGAAUGAUGCGCUCUUCCUCCUCGGCGUCUUCGGCAAGUUCUACUACUCAUAGAGAUCGUUUGGCAACCAUGAUACGGUCCUCAAAUGGUCGCAAAGUCGAAGGAGAACCGGAGGCAAAACGAGCUGCAGGCAAUAGAAAGCCGGAAGGCUCUUUACGGAGAGACCAAGCCAACGUUCCAUAUGGGAUGGGCUUUGGCUCUGGAUCGCUUUUGAGGCGGGUGGAAGAUCACGAGCGGGCAAAAGAUCGGAUGAGUCGCGAGCGGAGAAGCAGAAGUCCUUCGCCCAGAACAGAAUCAUCUCGUCACGGAAGAAGAACAGACGGAACCCGCAAAAGCUCUGUUGGAAUGCGUGCCUUCAUCGGAGCUGUACCGACUCGUCGCAUUGCUGACUCCGAGGUAUGGUUCGACUCAGAGUGGCCCCCUCGUCGAAACGAAGAUCGAAGUCGAAGCCGGAAACCAAGGGAGAGGGAUAAGGCGGAGGUUAUUGAACGAGAAGACGAGGGUGUGAAACGGCGACGAAUCAUCGAACCAUUCCGAUGA
This is a messenger RNA of Mycena indigotica, 1788 nucleotides long. RefSeq names its product Non-canonical poly(A) RNA polymerase PAPD5. Gene Ontology annotation, cellular component: nucleolus; TRAMP complex. The transcript is spliced from 10 exons. The record is from RefSeq and is a predicted model, not a curated record. NCBI's taxonomy places the organism in Eukaryota, Fungi, Basidiomycota, Agaricomycetes, Agaricales, Mycenaceae. Bases 1 to 1788 code for a protein of 595 amino acids. Gene Ontology annotation, biological process: RNA 3'-end processing. Gene Ontology annotation, molecular function: poly(A) RNA polymerase activity; mRNA binding.